GCUGCUUGAUGUAUCAUCUGACUCUUUUCUGUACAUCGGGUGAUGCUUUCAUUGCUUUCUGGAAUCCAGUUUUUCUAUUGCUCAUUUUAGCUAUCCACACUGUUCACAUUAUACGCAUGCCAACUCAAUUCUGAGUCGAUUGCAAUUCGAAAUAUGAAACGUGGUCCGAAUUCGUCACCAGCACUGCCAUCUAAACUGCGUUUGAAAGAUUUGCAUAUUGUUCAGCGUGUGCAUCCUAAUAAAGCCAAGACAGACGCCCUUUUAUCCAAGGUGUCGAAGUUGAUUCGCUCUUUCGAGAACAUUCCUCCCGAACCGUUCGAAGAAUGUACCAGUGAUGGCCAAUUAAUCGAACUUUUUGGAGCGUACAAUGAGAAGGCAAGGACCACUUAUUGGUGA
Dicrocoelium dendriticum is the source of this 396-nucleotide messenger RNA. The record is from the annotation of a GenBank genome assembly. Lineage: Eukaryota; Metazoa; Platyhelminthes; Trematoda; Plagiorchiida; Dicrocoeliidae.